UUCCACCGUUCAAGCGCAAGCCUUGACGCAGCGGCCUGGUGUGGUGAAUUCAUGACCGACGACAUCGAACUCCAGUAUGCCAACAACCCCGUCGUGAAAGGAGCCGACGUGCGAACUAUGUUCGAACAAGUGUUUCCGCAGCUGGACUUGAUGGAACACGAGAUUAUAUACUUUGAUUUCGUCGCACCGCGGAUUUACCAGGCAGCGCGCAUUCGUUACCGUAUUAAAGGCGAUGACGCCACUCAAGAUAUCGAUAUCCCAGGAUUUGGCACGUUUUUCGUGCGUGAGGGUGCAGAUGGGACUCUAAAGUGUUAUCGGUCAGAGGUCUACCUUGAUCCAAGCCCGGUGUUUGCAAGGAUAGCUCAGAAGAGUGCUUAG
Molecule: messenger RNA, 378 nt
Organism: Capronia epimyces CBS 606.96
Lineage: Eukaryota; Fungi; Ascomycota; Eurotiomycetes; Chaetothyriales; Herpotrichiellaceae
Exons: 1
Source: RefSeq, a predicted model, not a curated record